UCUGUCCAUCAUAAUGCAUCGCCAGACAUGGUGGAUAGGACACUUUGUACAUGAACGUUUUUGACUGUACGGGCUAAAUAAUAACCCUAAACAGGAGUUAAGGAUUCCACAUAUUAUUGCUAACAAUUUAUCGGUAUUUUUUAUUUUCUUGCCUGGUUUAGUUUUCAUUGUUCUUGUUUCACGUGUACGGGCAAUAAGAAUCCUGGUGUUUAUCGCACAGAUGUGGAUCUAGCUGCUCCGGACUUCAUCACCAGACCAUCAUCAUCAUCAUCACCAGAUUUUUUGGGGGGUGUUUGGAUAGCAGAGCAGACACCUGUUGGAUGAUUUGCACCCUGAGCAGACCAUGAUCUGACGGCCCUACCAGGAGGCCAUAGUCUGUCUUUCUUUCCUUCCUCCUUUCUUUCAUCAGUGGAGGAAGACGGGUGUGCCCAGCUGCCUUAGACAGGUGGCAUAAGGAGAGAGAGAGAGACUCUCUCACACACACACAUCUUCAUACACUAAGGCGACUAGUCGCUGUUUGUGGUCCUGUCAGUCUAAAUUUUGAUCAAACCACACCCCCAACCCUGCCCCCACCCCUGCUCGGCCAAUCACAGCAGCAAUGGGGAGAAAAAAGAUUCAGAUUCAGCGAAUUACAGAUGAGCGCAACAGACAGGUGACCUUCACCAAACGGAAGUUUGGUUUGAUGAAGAAAGCCUAUGAGCUGAGUGUGUUGUGUGACUGCGAGAUUGCCCUCAUUAUUUUCAAUCACUCAAACAAGCUCUUCCAGUAUGCCAGCACUGACAUGGACAAAGUGCUGCUCAAAUACACCGAGUACAAUGAGCCUCACGAAAGCAGGACCAAUGCCGACAUCAUUGAGGCUCUGAACAAGAAAGAGCACCGGGAUUCAGAGAGUCCGGACCCCGAGGAGCCGUUCUCCCUCACGCCUCGCACAGAGGAGAAGUACAAAAAGAUAGACGAAGAGUUUGAUAAAAUGAUGCAGAGCUAUAGACUUUCAUCCACAGUGCCGCCGCCCACUUUUUCCAUGCCAGUCACAGUUCCGGUUUCCAAUCAGAGCCCUCUGCCAUUCAGCAAUCCCAGCAGUCUCGUCACCACUUCCUUCGUCACCUCCACUCUCACAGACCCGCGACUGCUGUCGCCACAGCAACCGCAGCACCAGAGGAACACGGUGUCUCCAGGUCUGCCACAGAGACCUGCAAGUGCAGGUGCUCUGCUGGGAGGUGACCUCAACAAUUCAAACGGAGCGUGCCCGAGCCCUGUGGCCAAUGGUUACGUCAGUGCCAGGGCCUCCCCAGGACUCCUUUCCGUCUCCAACGGCAACAGCGUGGGGAAAGGGGUUCCGGCCAAGUCUGCCUCUCCGCCUAGCACUCAGAUGGUGAAUAGCCGUAGGCCGGACCUUCGGGUCAUCACCUCCCAGAGCAGCAAGGGCCUCAUGCAGCUGACAGAUGAAGAACUGGAGUUGGUGAGUGAGUGUGUGCCACAAUUACAACUCAUUCUGAAUGCUCAGCGGUUAUGCACUUCUCAAGUGACCCAGCCUCUUACCACACCGGUGGUUUCCGUGGCAACACCGAGCCUCCUGACUCCAUUCUCCAUGCCAACCGCCUACAACACAGACUACCAGCUAACAAGUGCAGAUCUCACAGCCCUCCAGGCCUUUACGCCGUCGGGUGCACUGUUGCCAGGCAACAUGACCACUUGGCAACAGCAGCAGCCAUCAGUAUCCCAGCAACAACAGCAGCAGCCAUCCGUAUCCCAGCAACAGCCUCAGCAGCAGCAGCAACAACAACAACAGCAGAUAACUCUGGCCUCCCUCAGUAACCUUGUCAUGUGGGGCUCAGACAAACAGAACGGAGAGAUGGCUCACUGCAUCUCUGGUCUGGCCGCUAAUCUCAGUGUGACCUCUCAGGGCAGCUUACUGUUGGGCAGGGAGGAAGGGAUCAGCUGGCCGGUAGGAACGAUCCCUCACGGAGCAAGUCUGACGGUAAACACAGACCCCCACGUCAGCAUCAAAUUGGAGCCGGUGUCUCCUAACCGGGAUCGCAGCACACCCAAUUCUACUGCCGGUGCGGUGGGGGGCCUCACCGUGACCCAAUACCCUGCGACGCUGCGUCUGGAGCCCACCGGGCGCUCUCCGGUGGACAGCAUCAGCAGCAACGGCAGCUCUUAUGAUGGCAGCGAUCGGGAUGAUGGCGGCCAGCCACGCCCUCCCGAUUUCAACUCGGGCGGUCUGGGUCUCCUCCGAGCCUCCGGAGAUCAGUCAGCCCAAUCGGAGCAGCAAGAGUCAGCCAACGUCAAACGCAUGAGACUAGAACCCUGGGUCACAUAAACACAGAGGGAGACAGAGAGAGAAAUUGACUGUCUCUCAAACACAUACACACACACAAACAAAAACACAACACACCCCUAGUGGUUCUCAAAUCUCAGUCCGCACUUAGACACAUGCAUGCGCCUGUAUUUCUCUCUGUCUCUCUCUCUCUCUCUUCCUGUCUUUCUCUCUGUCUCACUCUCAGACACACUCAUAUUUAUUGAUGUGUGUAGAUAUUUAUAUAAAAUAUGCAUAUGUGUUCACACACACACACACGCUAGAUCCUUAUACACAGAGUUGCCAAUUCAGGUGUAAACAUGUUCACGAGACUGAAGUAAAGGACCAGACAGAAGGGCUUCUGGUCAUGUCUAUGGUUUCUCCCCCUACCCAGUUCACAAUUAUGGCACAGGAUUUUAAAGGCCGUACUGCCAACCCACUUCAAUCUAUAAUGGUUUUCUCUGUGAUCAUGGUUUUGCAGCACGAAACCAUACAACAACUGCUUGUGGUUAUGUUGUAUGGGCGAGAGCCUGUCAAUCUGUUUUUCAGAUCUUGUUUUUUUAUUGAUUUGCUUUUGUUUUGUUCAUUUCUUUUUUUUGUAGAAAUUGCUGAUUUUUCUUUCUCUCUUUAGCAUUUCGUUUUGACGUUUUCAUCGCGCUCGAACAGCUGCCUUUAGAAUCGUUCAUUUUGUAACGAUGUUGAGUAUUUACUAAAUGCGCAAAAACUUGCGUAGUGUGUUUGUGUGUGUCAACUGUGAGACAGAGGUGAUCAUUCAUUUGAUCGCUUAACAGAACUCAAGUCAAACUUCACUCAUAUGUUUAUUUUAUAUCUUCUGUUAUAUCACACCGGUCCUCUCGGGCACACGCGCUCGCGUGCGUGUGUCUAUCAGCGGAGCUGAGGUUCAGAUGAGAACACCGCUCCAUGUCCUCGAUGUUUUGAUGAUGUGGCAUCACUGAUGGAAAUGUAGCUCUCGCUGCCGUGUUUGUUUUCAACGCGCAGUGUUUUAUGAGGCGUGUGGCCUUUUAUUAAUGAUGGUUUAUGAGAGCAGCGGUCUGGCACAUUAUGCUAUAUUUAUUGUUUGUCGGAGAAAAAUCUUUGCUGUUCAAAGAGGACAUAAAAUAUGUGGAUAAAGCCUGAGUUGUUUUGAACUCAGGGUGACGUGUUUUGAGGUAAUGUAUGUGUAUAUACAACAUUUCUCUCAGUGUUUCAGUAAAAGUUUAUGUAUAGCGAAAAGGUUGGUGUCAGACACGCAACCUAACAGAAGCAAGACACUUUUAAACCACAGCUGAUGGAGUCUGGUUGUGUAAGCCCUUGUAGCGCUGUGUGUGUAUAUGUGCGGGUGUGUGUGUGUGAUGAGAGAGUACUAGAGGAGGUGAGAUGUACAUAGCGAUGUAUGUUCACAUAUACUCUGCUGGAUUUUUCAGAAGCAGCGCUGUAAUCUCAGUGAAACCGUCUCUGUUAACCUCUACCUGUAAAUAAACUGUACCGCGUUGUAAGUUAGCAAGGUGGAGAGGCAGUAGAAGGGAGGAUUUGACUGUUUCUAGCGUGACUCUUUUCUGCAAUUUUUAUUCUGAUGGCGCGCACUUUAAAACGUUUCCCCCUCGUCCGCUCGCACACCGUCAAAACACACAAUUUUCCAGAGAGGAAUUUCAGGACUGCUCCUGGAUUAUUGACACAUCUCCUUCCUCAUGUUGUCAUUCACACUAUCAGUCCACUUUGAUUGGUUAUCCGCUUGUUUCCAUGGCCCCAUUCCCUGACACAAAAUUUCCUGAGAAAUUCCUAGUCAGCUUGGAAGGAUAUAGAAGCCUCCCUGACUUACAAGACGUUUAAUAGCAUUCAGGGAAGGAUGGUAGUUAAUUUUGUGAGAACAAUGGGGAUUAUAUUGCACUUCACGUGUUUAACCGUAGACAGUAAUGAAAUAAAAACGUCACGUUUUGUUAAAAAAAUUAUAAUAAUAAUGGAAUUGUUGUAUUGAAAUCUAGAUUAGGCUUUACAGGUGUUGCAAAUGUGACAAUUGUGUACACAAAUUGUUUUCUGUGUAUUCUUGAAGUGACUAAGAUGAAGGAUGUUUUUGUGGCAACUUUGGAAAUUAAAAUUAGGUAGCACAGUUGAAUUUUGUGAGGAAAGUCCACAGAAGUGAAAUGGGGUUCAAAUACGUUGUAUUUUCCUUUAAUCGCCCUAAAACUGACUUUAAAGUGUUUUGAAAUUACGUUGGUUUUUCAGCUGUAAUAAGUGAAUCUUUCUUCACACCAAAGUGAGACGUAACUUUCCGUCAUUGGCUUCUCUACCUCACCACCUCCUCUCCUUUCAUAAUUCAGUACAUUUCUCUCUCUUUCUCCUUUUUUCACUCCCUCACAGAGGAAGACAGAAGCCAUUUCAUUUCACCUAAACAGGUGACCCACAUUUAUUAUUUUAGGUUACACACACGCACACACAAACACACAGACAAUGGAUACAGUACCAAUAUGGAAGUCCGUAAGAGAGUUCGAGUCGGAGUGAGAACAUCCACCUUUAAUGGCUUCACUGAUGUUUGCUUUAGAUCUGGACACCACAGAACUUCGUAUUCACCUCCCUUGGAUGUAAUCUAGAACGCUGUCGAUACAGAGCAAGCCUGCGACGCGCCUCUUUUGAUUAAAAAGACUGUUGUGCCCUGAGCUUUUGAACAAAUGCAGUAAUUCAAAGUACGUUUAAGGAAGCAGCCUAAUACUUGAAGCUGUUGACUGUAAAGCAAUGCACCUGAGCCGGCGGGCGCUGAUAUGUUAGGCCAAGCCGGUGGAGUGCUGAGUUGAUUUAAGGCUAAGACGACGUUCGAAAGCUCUCACAAGGACCUCACACGAUAACAUUAGGAAUCGAAAUAAUCAAAGAAAAGACAAUCGUCCAGUGAAUUGUUAACUUUGGCCCCGUAUUCCCUUUGUAUGAUGUCUAGAAUCUCUCGCAUACUUUUUCUCGUGUUAAUUUGUGCUGGUGACAGUUUUAAUGUCUGUUUUUAUUCUAAUUAUUAUGAUAAUUAUCAUUACCAUAAUGGCUAUCAUCACAGAUGGUAAUUAUGAUAAGUUUAAAGAGACAGUUUUUAUUUUCUGCGGUUUUUGUGUAGGUUAGGCAUCCUGUUUUAAUUUUAUUUUAUUUUAUUAUGUAUGAAUAUUAUAUAAAUAUAUAUAUUAUAUUUUUGGUUUUCAUUCUUUUUUGUUUCAUUUUUCUUCAAAGGGGUGUUACUAAUAUUGCACGAUUUAUUAAGUAAAACGAAACAGUUGUAGUAAUAUUAGUACUUCUUGCUGAUUGAGGGAAGCGAUAAAGCAGGUUGGAUAGAAUGACCAGUUCUAUGCUGCAAUUUUUAGUCAAUUGUACAAUAGUAUCUACACAUAGUUAAGGUGGGACACCCACACGUUUAAUUUAUUCUGAUCAGACACAAUGCAUGGGCGUCAGACAAGCAAAGAAUGAGUCAAAUUAUAAAUGAACUGAAAUGUAAUUUCAAUAAGAAUAUACAACACAAAACUAGAAUAGAAAUUGAAGAAAAAAGUUUAAAAAAAGAAAAAUUAUAGCUAAUAUAUUGUGUUCGGCUAGUCUGCUUUGAGUUUUGUUGUAAAAAAAAAUAAAAAGACAAAAAAUUCAAAAAUAUUCUGUUGUUUUCGGAGAAUGAUAUACAAUUUGUGUAUAUUUUCAUAAACAAAGUAUGCACUGAUAUGUUAUUACAAAUUCUAUACUGCUUUUACAAAAGAGUGUUUGUUAUUGUACCAAAGUAUCCAUUGUCCUUUAUGACCCUCCCCUUUUGCGUAUGUUUUAUUGUAUUUUAUAUAUUAAAUAGACAAGUUGACCUACACAGAAGUACGAGUCUGUCUAU
Molecule: messenger RNA, 6137 nt
Organism: Paramisgurnus dabryanus
Lineage: Eukaryota; Metazoa; Chordata; Actinopteri; Cypriniformes; Cobitidae
Gene: mef2d
Product: myocyte enhancer factor 2d
Biological process (GO): heart development; positive regulation of transcription by RNA polymerase II; cell differentiation
Molecular function (GO): histone deacetylase binding; DNA-binding transcription factor activity, RNA polymerase II-specific; protein dimerization activity
Source: RefSeq, a predicted model, not a curated record